AAAAAAAAAGUAAGGCUAUAGCCUUAGGAGAUUUAUGGCUGGUGUUUUUUAUUGCUCCGAAAUAAGUCGUUAAACGAGCUGACUCCUAAUAACGACUCAUUCACUCUGAAUUGACUCACUAAAAAGAGUGUUGUUAUUCUCAUCGCUAAAAGGGAUGUCUAUUUAAUGAUAAAUAUCUCAUACUAGCCGCGAUAGUCAGCCUGCCCGCGGAAUGAAGUUCUCAGGGUUCAUGUGACAAACCGGCAAACAAAAAUAGAACCACCAUCCUACGAAUAUGCACCAUUGCUCGGUUCGGAUGUAACAUUAGUCGUGCUUUUGCUUCUAACCCGCUUCGGGUCGUUUACCACUGUUUACCCAAAAGGAAACCUUAGGAAACGACCGAAUUUUACUACUAAACCGAGUAAGUGGGUUAGAGUGGAGCGCGUGUUACAAUUGACAAAACAUCGCUACCAAUCGCGUUGGCGGGGUGUGGUUUUACCCUUAAAUUAGCACAAUUUUCCACCGAACGAACAACAAACCUCGUACGGUUCGAUGUGUCCAGGUAAGGCGCCUCUACUGAGCGUGCAAGACACAGGUUAUUAUGUAAAUUUGUCUUAAAUGUGAUACACACAGUGAGUCAUAUUUGAUGGAAAAGUUUCUUUUUCUUCCUGCUCGCGUACGCGAACACGCGUUCCGUGAAUGACUCUGUGUACUCACUCGGCAAGGAUGGUCUCGCGUACAGUUGUAUCCUGCGUAAACAUGUCCUCCUUCCCUUCUGGAUGGCCAUUUUUACGGCUGAACGGUCGAGGUGGUUUGGGGCUGGGAUGAAACUGAUACAUCAGCUACGGACGAUGAAAGUCACAGCCAUGUUCGACGUUAUGCUCGUGCCGUCAUUAUACCCUGAUUGCGGCCUAGUCAAGUGUAUCUAUUUCUACGCCAUAUCCUACGACUCCUCGCAAGCAAGAGGUGGAGUAGUUCAGCUUGUGUAGGUGAAUUAAUUAACAAAAGACACCCCCACCGAUAAUGUGUGACAGUUUAGCGCGGGGCUGAAAACAAACCCCGGUCGUCGUGCUAUCCUUAAAUCUUCUCAUCAGAUUAAGGUCAGGUCAGGCUUGCAAUGGCUUUAAGAUGUUACUUCAAUUUAGCCUAAAACAUUUGAAAAAAAAGCGCUUCAGAAAACUGCAGCACAAAUAGGGGUCAAGGGGUGAUAAUGUUUGGGAGUUUGUUUUGUGCCUACGACAUGCUGUUGCUACCCUUAUAUGUGUCUAAACGCGUGUAUGCGCUUUUGUGGCUUGACCACGCGUAUUACAUGAGCUUUAAUUAUUAUCAACGAAGGGUGUAAAAAACACGCGUAAAUAACGGUUAUAUAUGCCGAAUCAUGUGUGGAGUCCCCUUUUUAAAAUACUGGUUCCAGAUUCAACACUGUACGGCACCAGAAUAUAUGUUCCGCACUGUACCCACAACGAGAGUGUUGGUGCUAGAACGCUACAAAUAGUACGAAUUUAUUGUUAAAUAUUCGACAGUUUUGUUUUUUUGGGUAAAUUUACAAUGUAGCGAUUGUAAAAAUAUUUUAAAUUGAAAUAUUUAACGCAAUGAAAAGAUUUGGGGCGAAAUCGGGCGAAACUGGGCGAAAUUGUUGGCAUAAACUCUGAACGAAGCAAACGUCAAACGUGCCCGACACUUAACGAAAGGAAAUAUAGAAAAAUAAACAAAAACAACACGUUCCUGGCUGAGUUUUGUUGAUAGAAAAUAUGCUGUAAACAGAUAAAAAAGUGCUGACCGGAGGAGGCAAACGAUGCUGACCGUCGGAAGCUGCGUGUAGGAAUCUGAAUAUUUGUGCAUCCGAGAAUCUCUUGCAACGUGUGUGCGUGUUAGUGAGGCGCUUGUACUCGGUGUGUCAUCCAUACGUCUCCGCCAGUAUGUCGCUACGGAAUGGGGGUCACGUUCGCUGGGCAUUUGACCUCGCUGGCUGGCGACCUAGUUUGGCGGAUCUGCUGCUAGCGACGUCCUGCAUACAACCCGAGGAAAAGAACACCUUGCAGCGGUUCGUGUUUCGUGACGAUUUCAAUGCAUCCCUCAUCGGGCGUUUGAUGAUGCGUCGGUUCGUCCAGCUGGCCACGGAUCUGGCGUACGACGAGAUCAAGUUUGAGCGCGAUUCGAAAGGCAAACCGUUCCUAAAGAACGAGGGCGUGGCGGUGGAUUUCAACGUAUCGCAUCAGGGUCGGUACGCCGUACUGGCCGGUAUGGCAACCAGUGUGAAGUCGAACGUUACGUGCACUGGCGACACACCCAUCCCCAAGAUAGGGGUCGAUGUUAUGAAGAUCGAGUACGGUGGCGGCAAACCGUUGGACGAGUUUUUCCGCCUGAUGACGCGCAACUUUUCCGAUGACGAGUGGCGAUACAUACGCGGACGUACCGAUGAUAAUGCACAGCUGGAAGCGUUCAUGCGUAACUGGUGCCUGAAGGAGAGCUACGUGAAGAAUGUUGGUGUGGGCAUUACGGUCGAUCUGAGGAAGAUUAGCUUCCGGAUACAGUCAGAGGUGUUGGCGCGGGAUCGAGUCGUAUGUGAUACGACACUGCGCGUCAAUUCGGAACCGAUGGGUAAUUGGCGCUUCGAGGAGUCGCUGAUCGAUCGGGAUCAUUGUGUUGCGGUAUCGCUGGAAAAUGUCCCCACGCAGCAAGAUCUGAGCGGUAACUGUUUCGAACUGAUCGAUUUUAAAGCACUAGUCGAAGGUCACAGGCCGCUGCUGGCAAUUGAUGAGAAUUAUUGCGAGGGUAUUAUAAGCAAGGAGUAUAAGAAAUCAAAGUAGAAAAAAAUU
Molecule: messenger RNA, 2798 nt
Organism: Anopheles funestus (African malaria mosquito)
Lineage: Eukaryota; Metazoa; Arthropoda; Insecta; Diptera; Culicidae
Product: L-aminoadipate-semialdehyde dehydrogenase-phosphopantetheinyl transferase
Exons: 1
Coding region: 1899-2789 (296 amino acids)
Cellular component (GO): cytosol
Molecular function (GO): holo-[acyl-carrier-protein] synthase activity; magnesium ion binding
Source: RefSeq, a predicted model, not a curated record